This is a messenger RNA of Solea solea (common sole), 1218 nucleotides long. Its product is annotated as caspase activity and apoptosis inhibitor 1. The transcript is spliced from 6 exons. Bases 87 to 1082 code for a protein of 331 amino acids. The record is from RefSeq and is a predicted model, not a curated record. Lineage: Eukaryota; Metazoa; Chordata; Actinopteri; Pleuronectiformes; Soleidae.
UCGUACUCCCCGCGACAUUCACAUUUGUCUUGUGAGUGAAAGAGCAAACAAUUUUAUAAAGAACAACCUGCGCCGUUUGCCUCAAAAUGCUUAAAAAGAAACCAGUUAGCGGAGAAAAGAAGAGGAAACACACACAGUCAGAGGAACGACGUGACAAAGAUGAACGUAGAAGCAAGGAACCAAACGUGCAGCUGGACUCCAAGGAUGAACUUGCUGACGCAGAGCUGGACAGGGUCAGCAGUGACAUUGAAGAGGGGGGACUGGACCUGAACCUGCCAUUUCGACCCAUCACUUCUUAUGUGGCUGAAAAGCACGAGAUGUUAGAGCAGUGUUUCCGCGUUCUGGGGGAGAAGAAGCUGCACAAGAUGCUGCCUGAUGAGCUGAAGGAAAUUACUUCAGAGGAAAUCAAAAAACUAUGUUGGGAACAACUGGAGCCAAUCUCUGAGAGAAAUCUGAUUCAGAUCUUAGCAGGAGAAGAGGUGACAUCUGGAAAUGGGAAUGAAAACUCUAAAGAGACCCUGGAAAGCCAACAAGAUAAUAAUGUUGACUCUACAUCUUGCCUGAAAGAAACAGCAAAAAGUGAGGAUACUAAACAAGAGGGUGGUGGCUCAGGUGAGGAGAGUGAUGUCCUGAGCAUAAACGCAGACACUAAUGACAGUGACAUAGAAGGACCCAAAGAGGAGCAGACUGUUAAAGCUGUGGAAAAGCCAGUAAAAAAAGAAAAUGGCAGCGGAAAUGUCGCUGACCCGUCUUUAACGCCUGACCCAGCACAGCCAGAGCCUCCCAUUGACUCUCCGGCAACUGAAGUAAAGAAAGACAUUCAGAGUGACAUAGACAAAAGUGUCAGUGAGAUCUUAGCCCUUUCAUCCUCUUCAAGUAAAGAGGUAGCUCUCAAAGAGAGUACACCACCUCAGUCUGCAGAGGUCACUUUAUCUGUUGAAGCUUCAACCUGUGCCCCUGCAUCUUGUCAGCCGUCCAUUCAACAACUGGCACUUCUGGAGUUGGAAAUGAGGGCCAGAGCCAUCAAAGCUCUGAUGAAAGCAGGUGACAAGAAAACCACUUCUGUGGCCAAAAACAUCUGAACAUGGUUUAUUUUUGUUUAUGUCUUGUGUGGUUUACAAUGGUGCAUCUUGUUUGAUUUUGAACAUGUUUUUAUUAUUACUCCAUAUUGGAAUGGUGUUACAGACUGUUAAAAGCCAAAUUAAACAUUGAAAGACA